Messenger RNA from Ramularia collo-cygni, 1404 nucleotides. RefSeq names its product probable coenzyme F420-dependent N5,N10-methylene tetrahydromethanopterin reductase and related flavin-dependent oxidoreductases. Bases 1 to 1404 code for a protein of 467 amino acids. The record is from RefSeq and is a predicted model, not a curated record. NCBI's taxonomy places the organism in Eukaryota, Fungi, Ascomycota, Dothideomycetes, Mycosphaerellales, Mycosphaerellaceae. Gene Ontology annotation, molecular function: monooxygenase activity; oxidoreductase activity, acting on paired donors, with incorporation or reduction of molecular oxygen. The transcript has 7 exons.
AUGUCGACACCACAGCAACAACAGGUUACUGGCAAAAAGCCAUGGGUGAUGAAUGCUUUUGCCAUGGCGGCACCUGGUCACCUUGCACCUGGCCUUUGGAGACACCCGGAUCAGGAGCCACAAACACUCGAGCAUUGGAUUGAAUUGGCGAAGAAGCUCGAUGAGGCAAAGUUUCAUGGCAUCUUCUUCGCCGACGUUCUCGGUAUAUACGAUGUAUACCAAGGAAACGGCCCCGCUCUUUCGUCUGGAGCUCAAAUCCCACAUUUGGAUGUCUCGUAUAUGAUAGCGGCAAUGGCAGCGGUCACCAAAAAUAUUUCCUUUGGUAUCACUGCAUCGACGUCAUAUGAACAUCCUUACACGGUGGCGAGGAAAUACAGUACACUCGAUCAUCUCACGAACGGAAGAGUUGGCUGGAAUAUUGUCACAAGCUAUCUAGAAAGUGCAGCAAAGUCGUUUGGUCUCGAGUCGACAGUCGAGCAUGACGAACGCUACAACGCAGCCAACGAGUUUAUGGAAGUUGUCUACAAGCUCCUCGAAGGCAGCUGGGAAGACGACGCUGUGGAAGCCAACAAAGCUACCGGAAUCUACACAAACCCAGAAAAGGUGCAUGCCAUCAAUCACGCUGGGAAAUACUUCAAAUCCAGGGGUCCCAAUCUCGUUCACCCAUCUCCUCAGCGAACCCCGUUUCUUCUACAAGCUGGCGCAAGUAAAGCCGGCAAACAUUUCGCAGCAUCUCAUGCCGAGGCCAUGUUCCUUCCAGGCAUGAUCCCCGAGAAGACGCGAGCAAUCGUAGACGACGUCAAAAAAUCUCUAAUUGAACUCGGUCGAGCCGCAGACAGUGUGAAAUUCAUCGCAGGGAUAUUCAUCGCCGUAGACGAAACCGACGAGAAAGCCCAAGCCAAAUUCCAAAACCUGCUCCAAUACGCCGAUCUCGAAGGAACCGCUUCCCUCUUCGGUGGAUGGACGGGAACCGAUCUGUCAACCUUCACCGAAGACGAGGAUUUUCAAUUCACGGGACCCCCGGCGAUUCAAUCCAUGAUCACCGCCUGGACGGCCACGGUACCGGGGACCAAAGGACAGAAAUGGACCAAGAAGACUGUUCUCGAACAACUUGCCAUCUCCGGCGCGCAUCCCCGAGCGAUUGGUUCGGCCGAGACGGUUGCUGAUAUUAUGGAGCAUUGGGUGAAUAAAGCUGGAGUGGAUGGUUUCAAUAUCAGUUAUGCGACUACCCCGGGAACGUUUGAUGAUCUGAUCAAGUACUUGUGGCCGGAAUUGAAGAAGCGAGGGGUGUUGCAGACUGAAUACCAUGGAAGCAGUAUGAGGGAGAAUUACCUCCAGGACGGCCGGGGACCUCGAGUGAGAGAAGGACAUCCUGCGAGGAAGUUCAGAGAUUUGAAAACAUAA